GACAAACCCUCGGCUCCCUUGUUGUGCACGAAUCCAAUAUUCAUCUGAACAGCACAUGAGGAUGGCAAAUUGAGUGGAGCUGAGUGGGAAUGUUGACCCCCUGGUUAGCACCUGCUGUCCCUCACCUCUGUUCCAUCACCUUCACCUGUCUGGCUGUAGUAUCAUCAAUGAAUGUGGGCCUGAUUUGUCUCUCUGCUCAUUUUUAAGUGAUGUAAAAAAUAUCUUCCUCUAAACCAGGAUGUCCAGCAGUGUGAUAAUGAGUGUUAGUCUAUCUCCAUGUGAGCAGGUCAGGAUGGCCACCUCAACCCUGGAGAACCAGCUGCAGAGUGCCCAGAAGAACCUGCUGUUCCUGCAGCGGGAGCACGCCAACACCCUGAAGGGGCUGCACGCGGAGCUGCGCCGCCUGCAGCAGCACUGCACAGAUUUAACCUAUGAGCUGACUGUAAAGUGUUCAGACUUGUCAGAAAGUGGUGGUUCAAGAAGUGAUGAACUCAAAAGUAAGUGCAAAGAUCUUGAAGCUCAGCUGAAAAUCAAAGAAGCUGAAAACAGUGAAUUGUUGAAAGAACUUGAACAAAAGAACGCGAUGAUAAUGGUGCUGGAAAACACUAUUAAAGAAAGAGAAAAGAAGUAUUUGGAAGAGUUAAAAAUGAAAAGCCAUAAGCUCAAUAUGUUGUCCAGUGAACUGGAGCAGAGAGCGAGCACGAUUGCGUAUCUGACCUCUCAGCUGCAUGCAGCCAAGAAGAAGCUGAUGAAUGCCAGCGGGACUUCGGAGGGGACCCCCUCUGGCAGCCCCGUGCUGUCCAGCUACAAACCGUCCCCUCCCAAGGACAAACUGCCGGAGACGCCGCGGCGCAGGAUGAAGAAGAGUCUGUCCACGCCGCUGAACCCCGAGUUCGAAGAGGCCUACAGAAUAGGGUCAGAGAGCCGGAAGCUGGUGCUGCGAGAGCCCGUGGAUGCCAUGCCCGAUCCCACGCCCUUUCUGCUGGCCAGGGAGACGGCAGAGGUGCAUCUGAUCAAGGAGAGGCCGCUGGUCAUUCCACCGAUCCCUUCGGAUCGCGCGCCCGGCGAAUCGCACAGCCCCGCCCGCGAGAAGCCGCACAAGGCGCACAUCGGGGUGGCUCAUCGCAUCCACCACGCCGCGCCCGCCCAGCCGCAGGAGGUGGAGACCCUGGCAGUGGAUCAGGUCCAUGGGAACAAAGUGGUCAGAAAGCACUCGGGGACAGACAGAACUGUCUGAGAACACCACGGAAGCGCUGUUCUGUGCUGGUUAUGCACUGUGAGCCUGUAGGGUAAAUAGCACCUGCGGUGAAGUUUCUUUUGAUGCCCCAUGCAUGCCAAACUCCUCCCGGGUACAUCAUUAAUACAUUUUGCUCUAAGGAAACCUCCUA
This is a messenger RNA of Vidua chalybeata, 1388 nucleotides long. It is a transcript of the gene CCDC92, whose product is annotated as coiled-coil domain containing 92. The transcript is spliced from 4 exons. The coding region runs from base 239 to 1237 and encodes 332 amino acids. Gene Ontology annotation, cellular component: centriole. NCBI's taxonomy places the organism in Eukaryota, Metazoa, Chordata, Aves, Passeriformes, Viduidae. The record is from RefSeq and is a predicted model, not a curated record.